UCCCUUUCAAGAAGCCCAUUACCUGCUUCCACCCUCCAGUGAACAUCCAUUCAAGAGCAGCAUCCUUUCAAAACACCCCAGAAUUUGUUUUCUUUUUUUGUAUGGGUGGCUAAACGCACUCCCCUCCCACAUUCCCCAAAUAUAAUCCUUGAAGGGUAGCACAAAGGCUACAUGUUUACAGAUUCACCGUUAAUGAAUUGAUGGUCAUCAAACAUCCCACCUUCCCUCCCAUUGAAGAAAAUCACACAUUUUGACAAGCCAAGAAGGGGGUCGUUUGGAAGCUGGUCUUAGGAGGGGCUGAAGAGCUGUCACAGGUGGAGAUGCUGCUGUGGCUGCUGCACCCAAAUUUCCUGCAGAAGGGUGGUGUCUAAAGGGUUCAGCUGUCCUGCUCCUGUGCCUGUAACACUGAAGUCUGUAGUCGCUGGCAGACAAGGAGAGAGGAGACUGCUGCUGUUGAACUGCAGGCGAUGCUGGUUUGGACUCUUCGUGUAAAGGAAGAAUAUACAAUGUGACAAGGACAGGAGACAGGAGAAGAUAGACUCAGACAGCGCCCUGAUCUCAGUGUUUUGGAAGCGACAACAGUCCUUGGAGAUUCUGUCAAGUAAAGAAGUGUGAAGUCAUACGGUUUCUCUUGAACUCGUUUUAUACAAGUGAUUUAAAAAUAGAGCUUAUGUACCAAGUAACAAAGCAAAUGUGACCGAACUACAGUGCAAACACCACUCAUGUGAAAUUAUUUUGUCCUUUACCUUGGAACUGAUUUUCUUUUAAAAUGCCAGCAAAGACACCAAUUUAUCUGAAAGCCGGAAACAAUAAAAGGGGGAAAAAAUUUAAACUCAGGGAUAUAUUGUCCCCUGACUUGAUAAGCCCCCCUCUUGGAGAUUUUCGUCACACUAUACAUAUUGGAAAAGAUGGACAACAUGAUGUUUUUGGAGAUAUCUCUUUUCUUCAAGGGAAUUAUGAAUUGUUGCCAGGUAACCAAGGGAAACCAAAAAAUCCUCAUUUUAAUGGACAUAAUGAAUUUUUGAGAGCAAACAGCACUUGUGACUCAAUGUUUUCAGAAACUUCCUCACCUGUUCUUAAGAAUGCCAUCUCCCUUCCUACGAUAGGUGGAUCACAAGCUUUGGUCUUGCCUUUGUUAUCUACAGUGACAUUUAAUUCCAAAAUGGACUCCUUCAGCCCUUCUAAGUCAUCCAGGCUUAGCUGUGAGCCUGUUUUAGAAGAAAAACUACUAGAGAAAUGUCAGCCAUAUGAAAAUGGGCACCGGUAUGACAACGAGAGCUCUUGGAAAAUCACUGGUUCUGCGUCAUGUUCUACAAAUGGAAGAUCAAGCCAUUCUUCCAGUCUUUCUGAACAAUACAAUGACUGGCAAGCACUUGACUUGUUUGAAGACAACCAUAUUCCUUGUGAAAUAGAGAGCACAGAUUUAAACUCAGACAAGUCUCUCUCUGACCUGGCUGGCUCCCUCCUUACUCUCCAGCUUGACUUGGGGCCUUCUCUGUUGGAUGAGGUGCUUCAUGUUAUGGACAAAGACAAACUCUAAAUUCAUGUUUUCUUUCCAAACCUUAUGAUAUGGUACAAAGAUAAACAUCUGGCAUAGCACGCAGCCAGACUUUAAGAUAUUAAUACCCAGAAAUGUCUUUUUUUUUUCAGUAAAAAAUAAGAAUCCUCAACAAUUACAAGAACUAGCCCGUAUAGUAAUUUAUUAUACUUAAAAAAAAAACUCAUAACAUCAGAGCAAGCAGGAUUAUUUUUUUUUCUACGUUUUGUGACACGUUGUAAAGAAUAUAUUCAUGUGGAUUUUGUCCAGUUCUCAGAAUCCAUGACCAGGAGAAAAUACUGUUUAUGAGUACAUGUUGGAACCAGAUCCCAUAAUAAAAAAUAGCAUAUUGAAUUAUGUUCGCAUAUUUUCUGAUUGUAUUUUUUAAACAUCCCAUCUGAUUGUUGUAAUUUUUAGAUGCACAGGUGCCAUUUCCAUUGACUUUAACAAUGUACAACUAUACAUGUUUGAACUUCGCAAACCAUUAGCCUCCCUGAACAUAGCAAUGAUCACAAGUAAAUUAUUUCCGUUCAAAUAUCUUUAUGUGCCUUUGUAUUUUUACAGCAAAGUUUGUAUUUUAUAGAUAUUGCAUCACCAUUUUUUAUCCGCUUGCAGAUUUUAAUUGCAGGCUUUAUGUAUUUUUUUGUGAGUGUUCGGGAAAAUAUGUAUUUUAUGAUUUUUUUUUUUUUUUUUUAUCUACGUUCUACAAAUGCUUAAGGCUUGUAUGUUUCAUUUGUAAACAUAGCACUGGUUUCUCACAUUAAUAAAUAAAAUGGUAAAUGCUAAAUGUCCUGUUUGUUUAAAACUUGGAUAUUUGAAAGUCAGUAUUUAUGAAUGUUUAGGGAAUUUUAAGAAUAUAAACAACGUAUAAAGUCUCUCUGCAAUAAAGUAAAAAGUGAUUGUUUAGUUUUAGCCCUGCCACUUUAAAUACACAAUGAAAGCACUUGUUAUAUUGUUUGCAUUAUAGUUUUCGAUGCAAUUCAAGUAUGUUUAAGACAUGUUAACUCUA
Pelobates fuscus (common spadefoot toad) is the source of this 2546-nucleotide messenger RNA. RefSeq names its product CDC42 effector protein 3 (gene CDC42EP3). Lineage: Eukaryota; Metazoa; Chordata; Amphibia; Anura; Pelobatidae. The record is from RefSeq and is a predicted model, not a curated record. The transcript is spliced from 2 exons. Gene Ontology annotation, cellular component: membrane; cytoplasm. Gene Ontology annotation, biological process: positive regulation of actin filament polymerization; regulation of cell shape; positive regulation of pseudopodium assembly. The coding region runs from base 770 to 1540 and encodes 256 amino acids. Gene Ontology annotation, molecular function: small GTPase binding.